Molecule: messenger RNA, 3168 nt
Organism: Plasmodium knowlesi strain H
Lineage: Eukaryota; Apicomplexa; Aconoidasida; Haemosporida; Plasmodiidae
Product: SICAvar, type II (fragment)
Exons: 5
Source: RefSeq, a predicted model, not a curated record
AAAGAAUUUUGGGAAAAGGAGGUCAAGGACCUGUGGACAGAACUGUCCACAGCAAUUACAGGAACAAAUGCUAAUGAUACCUCAAAUGGAUGUGGGACAAUGGAUGAUGUCAGUGCCACUGGCACUGGUGGCAGAUCUGCCACCAACCCUGAAAGGAAGGCAUGCAAUUAUUUGCAUGCCGGCUUAAAAAAACUGUAUGAUAUGACGACGGGGUCGUCGACCACGUCGACGACGUCGUCGUCAGGCGACGAGAAAAUCCUGGAUAAGAACCCACUGUUGAAACAAACAGUGGGUUGUUUAUUACUUCACGCUUAUGCAAAACAAAUGAAGAGCGACGCUAAAUGUUUAGUGGAAUCAGGAAUAAAAAAAGCUUUCGAGAAGGCAGGUACUUGCAAUAGUGUUGGUUCCAGUCGCACGGAACCUUGUGUUCCGUGCGAAUGGAAUGAAGAAAUCCUUACUACUUGCCAAAUUACCUUAAAUGGCACAGAACAAACGCCAGUAAAGGAGAAGUUAACACAUGUUCAGGAGAAAAUUAACACCACCUCAUCUUCCACCACUAAGAACAACAUAAACCUAACCCCAUCUUUAUGUGACCAACUCCAAUGUGCUGCCCCCAAGUGGUUCGAAAACCAAAACAAACAAGUGCAGAGUGGUGGUGCUACUACUAACAAGACUUGGUGUGACUUCUGGAAUGAUGGCGUCAAAAAAUCAUUGCAAGCGAUGUUCAACGACAUCGCCACAGAAGGAAAGAACAACCCAACGUCAAUGACUAUUGCCCCAACAUGUAAAAACUUUGGGGAUGGUAAUGAUGAUAGUGUUGAAAGAAAAGCUUGUAAUCAUAUCGCGGCAGGACUACAACACAUUAAAGGCAUUACAGGUAGUAGUAAUGGUGUUGUACAGUCUAAUGAUCAAUACAAGCACCUGCUCGCUCGAGCAGCUGCUUGUAUUGCUCUUAACAUGUACGCUGAUCAAAUAAGAGAAAAGUCGAAGGAUAAAUGCCCCAUUGAUGAAUCUAAAAUACAAAGAAUGUUUAAUUUUUGGAAUGCAAUUAAUAAUAAUUCGUGCUUGACCUCUGCUAGUCGUGCUAAUAAUAAAGAUUGUUUUGUUUGUAAAAGGCUUCAAGGCUCAGAUUUUGCUGAUUGCAAACUAAGUGUUUCCAACACUUUGGUUGAUACAACAUCAUCACCACAAAGUGGAACUUGCAAUAAUGACUCAACUAAAGUGACGAUUCAAGUUGACGGUCUCCUCAAGAAGGACGACAAAUCCAUCCCCGAAGUGAAUAAAACAUUAUCCACCAUAAAUGAAAUGAACACUUUCUGUUCUGAACUCCAAUGUGCAGCAAAACAAUACCACAAAAAUAAGCAUAAUGGUGGGCAGUUCAAAACGACGCUAUCAUGGGAUGAAAUAAGUGGUGUCGUUGAUGAGCAAUUAAAGAAACUUCUAGAAGAUAUUACGAAUGAAGGGAAAUGGAAUGAUGUUUCCACAUACUGCGACAAAGUCGGUUUGCUGACCGACAACGACGGAGAAAAAAGAGCAAAGCAAAAAGCUUGUAAGCUUUUUGCUUUAGGUUUAAAACACAUUUCUUCAAUUACUGAAGACAAGAGCAAGGCUGAUGGACCACUUAAAAGAACUAUGAUGUGCGCAGCACUUAAUCUUUAUGCUGAUCAAUUAAUAGAAAAAUCAACAAAACAAUGUCCCUUAGAUGAUAAGAAAUUGGGAGAAGCAAUAGAUCACGCUUUUGAUAAUAGUAAAACCAUUAUGAAUGGAGGAACUUCAUGCAAAACUGGUAGUGGUACUAAUUCUUGUUUUAUUUGUCAAAGGCAACAUACUUUUCCUCCCUGCCAAAUUGGCAAAGACAAAAUAGGGGAGAAAAUGAACCAACUCAUCACAGACGACGACAACAACAAAACCAGCACCACCAACUCCAACACCAACAACACCACCCCUACCAUGGACAAAACACUAGAAGAAAUAAAUAAAAUCGAAACUUUCUGUACUCAAGUCCAAUGUGCUAUCAAACAAAAACUUAGGAGAAAAAAUAAACUUUCAAAUGGAACAGAACCAUCUUGGAAAAACAUAGAAGAAGACGCCACGAAGGAAUUAAAAGAACUUCUAGAAUAUAUGUCGCAGUCUAAAAAUCAGGAGAAAGUUAACCAAUACUGCAAAGACAACGAAGAUAAAUGGAAUAAAAUUGGCCAUAAGGAAGGCAGAACAAAUAAAGCAGCUUGUUUGCUUUUUGCUUCAGGGUUAAAACACAUUUAUACUCAUGAUAAUGGCCGUGUUAACGGCCGUGUUGACGGCCGUGUUAAUGGCCCAUCGUUUGGACAAACGAUGGGUUGUUUAUUUCUUAAAGAGUAUGCAAAACAAUUGCAAACAAUGGCAAAUGAGAAGAAAAAAGGACAUAGUUGGGUACAUCCUCUUUGUGACAUAGAGGAUGGUAUAACAUAUGCUUUUGGUAAAAGUGGUGACAUUAUGAAUGCACCAUCCCAAUGCAACAAGGAUGUUCCUAAUUCCUGUUUUGAAUGCAAAUGGGACAAAAACGAUUAUGAUAAUUGCUCUAUUGGCACUGAAGAAGUAAAUUCCAAAGUUAAACCACUACUCCAAUCAAACGAAAACCAUAUGCAACAAACUUUAGAGAAUACAGUCUGUCCCAUCCUUCUUACGGAUCUCCUUACCCCUUUUCUUCCUUUGGCUCCUGUCUCUAUUGGUCUCUCUGCUAUGGCUUAUUACCUUUGGAAGUAUUUUGGUCCUCUUGGUAAAGGGGGACCACGUUUCAGAAGAUCUCCUACUGAAAUUCCUGGUCCAUCAGUACAGGAACAAGUCCACGAUCAUGUGGAUGAAGCUGGUCCACAUGAAUAUCGAUUGGUUAAAGAACGAAAACCUCGUUCUGCUCCAACGAGAACAAAACGUUCUGGUCCCGUGAAUCGCCGCACGAUUAUUGAAAUUCAUUUUGAAGUGUUGGAUGAAUGUCAAAAAGGGGACACACAAUUUAACCAGAAGGAUUUUCUGGAACUUUUGGUUGAAGAAUUCAUGGGAUCGGAAUUUAUGGAAGUAGAACAGUUUCCUAAGGAAAAUGUUCUUAUGGAAGGUGUUCCUAUGGAAAGUGUUCCAAUGGAACUUGUUCCUAUAGAAGAGGUUCCAAGUUUAGGUUCCGGGUUACUGGUUUAA